This is a messenger RNA of Phlebotomus argentipes, 1407 nucleotides long. RefSeq names its product serine-arginine protein 55 (gene B52). The transcript is spliced from 9 exons. Gene Ontology annotation, biological process: mRNA splice site recognition; alternative mRNA splicing, via spliceosome. Gene Ontology annotation, molecular function: mRNA binding. Lineage: Eukaryota; Metazoa; Arthropoda; Insecta; Diptera; Psychodidae. Gene Ontology annotation, cellular component: nucleus; cytoplasm; ribonucleoprotein complex. The record is from RefSeq and is a predicted model, not a curated record. The coding region runs from base 129 to 1124 and encodes 331 amino acids.
GAUUCCCAAGCGUCGCAGAAGUUGGGCGAGUGCUGGAGAAAUUUGUGAAAAUCCUGCGGAAAAAGGAUACAGACGUGGUGGAAAGUAGUGUAAAAGUGAGAAGCUGCAUUUGAGCUACGAAGUGAGACAUGGUUGGAUCGCGUGUCUACGUGGGCGGUUUGCCGUACGGCGUGCGUGAGCGCGACUUGGAGCGCUUCUUCAAGGGCUACGGCCGGACCCGAGACAUUCUCAUCAAGAACGGAUAUGGAUUUGUGGAGUUUGAGGACUACAGAGAUGCAGACGAUGCGAUAUAUGAGCUGAACGGGAAGGAGUUGCUGGGCGAAAGGUCUUCUUCCAGAGUCGUUGUUGAGCAGGCGCGAGGCCAGGCGAGAGGUGGUCAUCGCGAUCGCUAUGAUGAUCGUUAUAGUCGCAGGGGGCGCUAUUCUGAUAAAUCAUCAUCUCGCUAUGGACCACCUUUGCGCACGGAGUAUCGCUUGAUUGUGGAGAAUUUGUCGAGUCGCGUGAGUUGGCAGGACCUGAAGGAUUACAUGCGCCAGGCUGGUGAAGUGACUUAUGCUGAUGCUCACAAGCAGCGUCGCAAUGAAGGAGUCGUUGAAUUUGCCUCGAGUACCGACAUGAAGACGGCAAUUGAGAAGUUGGACGACACUGAGCUGAAUGGACGUCGCAUUCGUCUGGUGGAGGAUCGGCGAUCGGGACGCGGUGGCGGUGGACGUGGCAGAUCACGAUCGUCGAGCAGUCGCUCGCGCUCACGCUCACGUAGGCGUUCACGCUCACGUUCGCCACGUUCCAAGACCCGCAGUCGCUCCAAGUCACGCGGACGCUCCAAGUCCAAAUCGGCAGUCAAGUCACGCUCGCGAUCCCGCUCCAAGAAUUCUCGUGACAAUUCCAAAUCCAAGUCUCGUUCGCGUUCACUGAAGCGUGAUUCGCGCUCACGAUCGCGUUCUGCUAAGCGUGAUCGUGACACACGUUCACGAUCGCGAUCACGAUCAAAGUCCGUUAACAACAGGAAGUCAAUGUCGAGGGAUCGUUCUGAUCGCUCUGAGGAAAAAGAUCGCAAAUCACGUUCGGAGUCGCCAAAGAACAAUGGAGGAUCGCCUGGACACAAUGAGAGCAUGGAGGAUUAGAUAAGCCAUGUUUCUUUUCUAUAUUGAAUUAACAAGAAAAAAAGAGGAAGAAGAAAUAACAUUUGAUCAACUUUCCGUGUAUGAGAAAUUAUGCAAAUUGAUCCGCAUAAGAUUUUUUUUUAAUAUAAAUUUCUAAGUGAAGAAAUAAUUGUGUCCAAUUCGCGAUGAUUUAUAUUUGAUGUUAAUAAAAAUGUGCAGAGUUUCUUGUACAUGAAAAGAAAGAGAAAAACAACUAAAUAUAUUGAGUGUGUAUUUAGGAAUGGGGAUUAAAAUUGGCAUUCAU